UAUAUAUAUAUAUAUAUAUAUAUAUAUCUGUUUCCUAUAUUACUGCAGUGAUCAGUGUUUCGUGUUUACUCUUUUUACUACAAGUGAAUCUUCAAAUACUACUUUAGCUAUUUGCAAGGCUAAACAGCUAUUGCUUUCAUUUCGCCUGUCAUGUUUGACUUCUAUCUAAAUAUCACGAGCUUGGGGGAGUGGUUGCUGGUAUUCUUUUCGUUGGGGUCCCUCUUGUUCCUCAUAAAAGCCUUCUACAACCUGUUCUUCCACCCUCUAGCUCACAUCCCCGGUCCAUUCUGGAGUCGAAUAAGCAGCUUUCCCUCGUGGUACCAUGCCUGCCGCGGCGACCGCCAUGUUUGGCUGUGGCAGUUGUUCCAAAUAUACGGCGAUAGGGUUCGCUCCGGGCCUGAUGUCGUAUUGUUUUGCGAUCCUCAGUCAUACGUCGACAUCUAUAGUAUGAAGUCAAAUGUGCGACGAGCCCCUUUCUAUGGGGCGCUCCAAAAGAGUAGGCACGAGACCAUGACUGUGGCUACAUUUGACAUCGCUGAGCAUGCGCGGAGGCGCAAAAGCCUUAACCCCGUUCUUCUUAAUGAGAAGUCCAUACGCGCGGCUUCGAAGUUCAUCAUUAAGCAUGUUGAACGCUGGGUCCAACUCAUGAUAGAAGACGAUGAGAUAGCUACCGAGUGGUCUUCUCCCGUGAACUUUUCGAAGAGAAUUGAAUCCCUUACUUUCGACAUCAUAGGUGAUCUUAAUUUCGGGGUGUCUUUUGACAUUAAAGAGAAGGAGGAAAAUCCUCUAAAACUGGCACCAUUUUAUAUGACUCAAUCUUUACGGUUUAAUUAUAUGAUGGGCCGCGCCCCCUUUUUUAGAUUCCUCCAUUGGAUGAGGCCUUACGGAUUUGAUUAUCUCCUCGAAUUAAUUACCCCGUCAGCUGUUCAGAAGCUUAACCAGUUCGUCUACAAUAGCGUCUCCGAUCGUAUUGCUCUACAAAAGGAGCAAGCGGAAAAGCCUGAAACUCAGCGGCGUCAAGAUAUCUUCUACUUCUUAUAUGAAGCGCAAAAUCCCGAUACGGGCCGUCCCACUUACGACGAGGCCGCUCUCCGGGGAGAAUCUACCCAGCUUUUGGUCGCGGGAUAUGAUACGACCGCUACUGCUAUUUGUAGCAUAAUUUUCUACCUCACCGGCGAUCCCAGACGACACCAGAAACUCGUGGACGAGAUUCUAUCAACAUUUGAAUCAGCAGAAGAUAUCGUCUACGGACCGAAGCUUCUAGAAUGCACUUACCUAAGAGCGUGUAUCGACGAGGGAAUGCGCCUUAGCCCCUCACUACCAAGUGAUCUUCCCCGGGAGGUACUGCCUGGUGGCCUAACGAUUAAAGGAGAGUACUAUCCCGAAGGCACUAUCGUAGGAAAUGUUCCUUGGGCCCUCACGCGCAACCAGGAAGUUUAUGGAGAUCCUGAGGUAUUCCGACCCGAGCGUUGGAUCUUAGACGAAUCGACCGGUGUGACUCAAGAGGCCAUCGCUCAGGCAAAAUCCUGUUUCCACCCCUUCCUCUCCGGUCCGGGCAAUUGUGUCGGGAAGAAUCUUGCCAUGGCGAGUAUCUUAAUUACGGUGGCUCGACUUCUAUACCAUCUAGAUGUAAGAAGAGUUCCCGGAUCUACCUUUGGAGGUGGUAGUCCUACUAUGGGGUGGGGAGCAAGGAACGAAAACCAGCUACAGCUAAACGAUAUGUUUGGUUCGGGCAGGGAAGGCCCAGAGGUACAGGUCAGGAAGAGGGCAUUUAUUUCCUAGAAGGUCGUCACCUGAAGUAAAGGUAGAAAUACGAUAUCAGGUAGAAUAGAAGGAAAAGAAGAUGGGAAUCAAAGUGGCUGACGCCAAGUCAUUCCUUUCAUGAGUACAAAAGCCGGCACACCUUGUCACAGUUUACCUUCUGGCGGUUUCAAGUGUAGGGGAUAUCGAAGAAUGAAUCGGGUUCGCUCUUUUACCUAUGGGUCGGCAAUUAGAUGCGGUAAAUGUACAUGCUCAACAAGACUUUCAACGUGAUAUAUUGGUUAGCUUUCACAGAGUAUUAAAUUAACGACGCUCUCUAUUACUCCCUCAACCCCCUCACUUAUCCCUGACCUUUAAAAUGCAGCCACCAUGCCUACUUGCAGUGAUCUAUAAUUAGAUCCCGCUUUAGAUUAAUAAACACGGCUCACUCCUUCAGCCCCAUAAGAACGCCCCAUGAAUUAUAUACCUCUUAUAUAGAUCGUGGCGGAUACUGUUGUUAAGCGAGCUUUGAGUAGUGUCUCAUGGGAUAGGAGGCCAGUAAAACGGCGGCCAAUUUGACAUCCCGAGUGGGCUGCGGCGUUUUAAACGGCGCCCCUGCUCCAGUGACAGCUCUCUAGCUUGUUUAAAGGAAAGUCUCUUUAAAUUCAUACGUAUACAUGCCAGUGAGCUCAUGCGAUAGACGUAAUACCAUUCCUCAUUAAAAA
Daldinia decipiens is the source of this 2465-nucleotide messenger RNA. RefSeq names its product cytochrome P450 monooxygenase-like protein. The transcript is spliced from 3 exons. The coding region runs from base 151 to 1782 and encodes 543 amino acids. The record is from RefSeq and is a predicted model, not a curated record. Lineage: Eukaryota; Fungi; Ascomycota; Sordariomycetes; Xylariales; Hypoxylaceae. Gene Ontology annotation, molecular function: oxidoreductase activity, acting on paired donors, with incorporation or reduction of molecular oxygen; monooxygenase activity; heme binding.